This is a messenger RNA of Penicillium canescens, 1260 nucleotides long. Its product is annotated as M20 family metallopeptidase. Bases 1 to 1260 code for a protein of 419 amino acids. The transcript has 4 exons. Lineage: Eukaryota; Fungi; Ascomycota; Eurotiomycetes; Eurotiales; Aspergillaceae. Gene Ontology annotation, molecular function: dipeptidase activity. The record is from RefSeq and is a predicted model, not a curated record.
AUGUUGACAGUGCAAGAGCAAACGGAAAUCAUCCAGAAGGUGCGCGGGGCAUUGAACCAGUAUGAAGCCAAGCUCAGCGAGAUCAACCAGAAGGCAAGUACUAUACCAUCCAUAAGACAAAUAGUCAAUACUGACAAGCAACAGAUCUGGUCAAACCCCGAACUAGCAUUCAAAGAAUAUAACGCCCACAACAACAUCUGCACCUUCUUCGAAUCCCUCAACGAUGACAAUGGCUACAAAAUCACCCGGAAAGCCUACGGCAUCGAAACAGCCCUAGAAAUAACCCACAAACAAGGCCACGGAGGCCGCAUCGUAGCGUUCAACGCAGAAUACGACGCCCUGCCCGGAAUGGGCCACGCCUGCGGCCACAACCUAAUAGCAACAAGCAGCAUCGCCGCCUUCCUCGCAACAGUUGAAACAAUGAAAGCGCUCUAUAGCAACAACCGAACACCAAGCACAAGCUACGACGUCCGCCUAUUCGGCACACCGGCCGAAGAAGGCGGCGGCGGAAAACUCCUCCUAAUCAACGCCGGCGCCUACAAAUCCGUCGACGCCUGUUUCAUGGUCCAUCCAUUCCCAAUCCUGUCCGGUGCGCCGGAUCUGCUCAGUUCGAGCUCUUGUACCGGGCAAUACCUCGCGAAUGAUAAGGUACAGGUGACGUACACAGGCAAGCCGGCUCACGCGUCUGCAGCGCCGUGGGAGGGGGUGAAUGCGCUUGAUGCGGUUGUUUCGGCUUAUGUAGGGAUUUCGAUGUUGAGGCAGCAGAUCAAGCCAACGGAUAAGAUUCAUGGGGUUGUGCUGAGGGGUGUGAAGGAGUUGAGGCCUUUGACGGAGAAGGUGGUGAAGUGUUUUGAGGCGGCUGCUACUGCUACGGGGUGUACGGUUGAAUUUGAAUGGGAGGCUUCGUAUAAGGAUAUGAAAAUCAAUAAGCCUAUCUGUGAUAGCUAUGUCUCUGCUAUGAAUGCUAUGGGGCAUAGUACUAUCUUUGAUGCUGCGGGACAGGAGGGUGGGCUUAGUGGGGGAUCCACUGAUAUGGGCAACGUCUCCUACGAAGUCCCGAGCUUCCAUGGUGGCUUUUACAUAGCCACCGACGGCGUCAAUCAUACGCCACAAUUUACGGCAGGCGCGGGUUCAGAGGAGGGCUUUCAACGCAGCUUGCAUUGUGCUGCGGGAAUGGCGGUGGUGGCUUGCCGGAAUCUAGUCGAUGAUAGCUUUGCGAAGGCUGUGGAGUCUGACUUUCGCAAAGAUAAUGCGCUGUAG